Mytilus trossulus (common blue mussel) is the source of this 630-nucleotide messenger RNA. RefSeq names its product isonocardicin synthase-like. NCBI's taxonomy places the organism in Eukaryota, Metazoa, Mollusca, Bivalvia, Mytilida, Mytilidae. The record is from RefSeq and is a predicted model, not a curated record. The transcript has a single exon. The coding region runs from base 1 to 630 and encodes 209 amino acids.
AUGAAAGACAUCACUGACCAUAAAAUAGAAAACGUAGAGAUUGUUUUUCCAUUUUCUCUUCUGCGGGAAUCGACAAGGAAGGAAUUAUGCUCACCUUCCGAAGGUUGGGUUGUUGAUGAUGCGUUUGACGUAAUGCUUGGAUGUGGGGAAGAAAGGAUAAGAGCGUACACCAUUAAAUUUCUAAAAACUCUGAGCACUCAAAAGUUGGUACUGUUUGAUCCGGCCUGCUCAACUGGCGUCUUCCUGUCAACUUUGAAAAAGGCAUUUCCCGAGAGUUAUACCAUUGGACAAGAUCUCAGCAAGCAAAUGGUAGGAUUUUCUAAAACUCGGGUCGAUGAGGUACACUGUGGGAACGCCAUGGAACCAAAAAUAUCUCCAGCGUCAGCUGAUGUUGUCUUUAUUCGUUUUCUCAAUUCUGAAGUUGUUACGUCCACCGAAGCAGAACAACUCAUUGGUGCUCUUUUGCCGACAGUUAAGAAAGGUGGAUACAUGGUAAUAUUUGGACAUACACCGGUCUUGCUAUCGUCUGCUAACUUUUCUUUGAUGGAAAACUUCGUUGUUAAACAUUGUAUUGGCAUUGCUGACGAUAAGAGUGGGAUACUCCAGUACUAUACUCUACAAAGGCAAUGA